CAUUCCUUCUUUUCUCGUUGGUUCCCGCCGCCUUCGCCUUGAUCAGUUGGAAGAAGUUCUCGACCCCUUCCCGCGUUCUAGUCGCCGAGCGGUCAAGCCGGAGUCCGCCCAUGGAAGAAGAAGGCGAGAGGCUCAACUUCAUGUGCCACGGUUGCGGCGGCAUCGGCUUUGCCGACGGCUCCGACGGCUUCUUCUACUGCGUCCACUGCGGCUCCCAGGCCGACGACAUCGUCGACACCGGCGUCGCCGACGGGGAUUUCGUCGACAAGGGCGGCGACGCCCGCGGCGCCCUCUACCAGGCCAGCCACCGCCGCCACCGCGCCGUCAAGCCCGAGCCCAAUCUCUCCCAAUUCCAGCUGUGGUCCCAGCUAACCCUAACUCCUCAUCUCAAGACGCCCACGAAGGAGGAAGACGUGGCUUAUGAUGAAAUCGGGCCGACGGGCCCCCGGGACUUUGGGGAUUCGGGGUCGGCCAGGCCGAGGGCGCUUGGCUAUGAGGAUUACUACAAUGAGGUGAGGAUCAGGUAUGUGAUGGGGCUGCAGACGAUGGUGCAGCUCCAGUGUGAGGCUCUCGUGAGGGAGUUCGGCGCAACACCGCUGAUUUGUGGGAUUGCUGGGCCGAUUUGGCUGAGGUUCGUAGCAAGCACUCGGGUUUUCUCAGACGAGUGGGCGGACGAGACCGUUAACGAGUCCGAAAUGCAGACAGAAGCCACAGGGGAACCAAAAGAUUUUAGGCCUCGUGCUAAGUUCAGUGCAGAACCACACAAUAUGCAAGGCAAACGAGCAGUGAUAAUAUGGUAUAGGACCUUGAGAAAAAAGAUACCAUUAUCUUGUUCUUUAGCUAUUUGUUUCCUGGCUUGUCAUGUUGCUAGGGAACCAAUCCUCCCUACUGACAUAAUCAAGUGGUCAGUUGAAGGAAAGCUUCCAUAUUUCGCUGCUUUCCUUGACAUAGAAAAGAACAUUGGUCCACCAUCAGCUGCUUGUCCUUUGAGUUCCAAUCUUAUGUUUAGGCCUUCUCAAGCAGUUCCAUCACAGAAGGUAGAAGCUAUGGCAGCGUCCAUUGCUCUGUCGUUAGGUUUGGAAUUGCCGCCUGUGAAUUUCUACGCAAUUUGUUCCCGCUAUCUCAAUCAGUUAUGCCUACCAGCAGCGAAGAUUUUUCCACAUGCAUGCCGAAUACAGGAAUGGUCGAUGCCUCCUGAUCUAUGGUUGUCGGCAAAUGAGUUGAGGCUUCCUACUCGUGUAUGUGUUAUGUCAAUACUCGUGGUAGCAAUAAGAAUUCUGUAUAAUAUACAUGGUUUCGGAGAAUGGGAGAAGAGCUUGACUGAUCAGCAAGAUAUGACUUCAACAUCAAGUGAUCAGGUUGGAUCCAAAACCACAGGCAGUUCCGGAAUGAAGGAAGAUGUUGGAAAUGGUUCUGGUUUUUGUUCUGGUGCUGGGGAUGAUUUUGAUACAAGAUUGGAAGCGGAAGUCUCAGAUGGUGAUAAGUCUGACCUUGAUGCUACGGAGCUUCUACAAAAGCUCAAUGCUCGAUACAAUGACUUCACUGACUCAUAUGAGUACUGCAAAGACUUGCCCACCUAUCUCCAAUAUUGCAAAGAUGUUGUUUUUGCUGGUCUAGAACCAUCUUUUGAGGACUGCGGGGAAGAAGAAGUUAUGAAGCAGUUAUGGGAUUUUUAUCAGAAAAACAAGGAUGGUGGACAAAUGGAAUGGCCGGGCCUUGACUUCGAUGGUGCUUUGAACCAAAAGAGGCCUAGACAUAAUGUUAAUGGAUGUUCAAAGAAUUCUUUUAUAGGCAACAAAAGGCUUAAUAGUGGAACUUCUGACACCAAUAAAAACCUUUUGGACAGCACAGAUGACGAUGCUUCUUCACAGAAUUCAUUAGCAGAUGAUAACAUGAAACCUAGCAAUCACGCAUCAUCGGAAAGUUACCAAGACAGAGCCAUUAGACAGCUGAAAUUAGACAUGGAAGAGAAUAGGUUCUUCUACAUUCCACCAAGGGUAAAGAUCAAGAGACUUGAUUAUCUUCAUUAUGUUAGGAAGAGGGACCAUGGUGCAUUAGCUUAUGUUGCCCAUGCUGAUUAUUACAUAUUGCUUCGUGCUUGUGCUAGAGUAGCUCAGGUUGAGAUUAGAUGUAUGCACAUGGGUGUAUUGAAUUUUGAGAGGAGAUUAGCCUGGAUGGAAAAUAGAACAGAAUACUGCCUGCAUUUAACUCCUCCUAAAUUAUCUUGCGAGUUCUGUAGUGAUGAGACUCAAGAAGAUGCGGACGAUGUGAUUAAACUUUCUAGUCUGAAUAUAUAAAAGAUAUUUAACAUUUGCUGUCUCA
This is a messenger RNA of Rhodamnia argentea, 2322 nucleotides long. Its product is annotated as TATA box-binding protein-associated factor RNA polymerase I subunit B. The record is from RefSeq and is a predicted model, not a curated record. Gene Ontology annotation, biological process: nucleolar large rRNA transcription by RNA polymerase I; RNA polymerase I preinitiation complex assembly. Lineage: Eukaryota; Viridiplantae; Streptophyta; Magnoliopsida; Myrtales; Myrtaceae. The coding region runs from base 111 to 2297 and encodes 728 amino acids. The transcript has 4 exons. Gene Ontology annotation, molecular function: RNA polymerase I core promoter sequence-specific DNA binding. Gene Ontology annotation, cellular component: RNA polymerase I core factor complex; RNA polymerase transcription factor SL1 complex.